This is a messenger RNA of Rhinolophus ferrumequinum (greater horseshoe bat), 957 nucleotides long. RefSeq names its product proteoglycan 3. The record is from RefSeq and is a predicted model, not a curated record. The coding region runs from base 158 to 829 and encodes 223 amino acids. NCBI's taxonomy places the organism in Eukaryota, Metazoa, Chordata, Mammalia, Chiroptera, Rhinolophidae. The transcript has 6 exons. Gene Ontology annotation, biological process: immune response.
UCCCCAAAAAUCCCAGUAUAAGAGCUGCCUCCGGGGCCCAGCAGCCAGAGACACGGAGAGCGGAGGCCUCGGACUCUCAGGAGGAGCCGUGCAGACACUCAGGACACUUCCAAGGAGGGAAAGUGAAGCAGUAUCUCUGUCACAAGACUUAACGGAUAUGAAACACCUCCUGCUCCUACCCCUUCUCCUGUUGGGAACAGUUUCUGCUCUUCGUCUGGAGAACGAUGCCCUCUCUCUGGACAGUGGAGAGACACAGGCAGACCUGAGUCAGGACCUGGAAGGUUCAGGGGAGCAGGAGGGAGAGUUGGCCCUGACUAAGGAGGUGAUCCAGUCAGAGGGAGAGGAGGUCGAGCCUUGCAAGUAUCCAGAUGCCUUUGAGGAUGAGGAGGCCAUGGAAUCAGACCCAAGUGCCCUCGACAAGGAUUUUCAGUGCCCCAGGGAAGAGGACACCGUUCAAACGCUGGGCAGUCCUGAGUGCAAGACCUGCCACUAUGUGUUGGUGCGGACCCCUAGGACGUUUAGAAAAGCUCAGAAUGUCUGCAGGAGGUGCUACCGAGGCAACCUUGUAUCCAUCCACAGCCUCAUCCUCAUCAAUCGUAUCCGGUGCUUGACAAGUAGCCUCAACCAACUCCGGGUCUGGAUUGGAGGCACCUACAGCCGGUGCAGUCACAGGUUACACUGGAUUGAUGGGAGCUGCUGGAAUUUUGGAUACUGGGCCUCCGGGCAGCCUCGGCGUGGAAGAGGCCACUGCGUGACCCUAGGCACCAGAGGGGGUCACUGGCGACGAGCUUGUUGCAGACAGCGUCUACCCUUCAUCUGCUCCUACUAAGCCAGUGGCACGGAGAACCUGCUUUGUUGCCUCCUGCAUUCACCACCUCCUGGCUGCCUCUGACCCAGCCUCGGCACUGGGCUCCUCUCCCAACCUCUCCUGGUCAUAAAGUUAGAUUUCCCACUGCA